AGUCAAUCAGCCUACCGCGUCAGAUAGUCAAAGCUCUAAAACGCUAUCAUGGCCUGCUAUAUCAAAAUUUGGGCUACGUCCGAUGUCGUCGUCAGCAUAUGUCGACUGGCCAGGGUCUGGUAUGGGGAUGGGAUAUUCCGCAACUGGCUAAGAAAUCGAGAGCAUACGUACUCUGCUCCAUAUUCAAGGGAGCCAUCGUGAAACUAUUACGUCUUGUUCUAGCUGCCCGACUCAGCCGUGCCAAGACCGUUCCUAAUAUCAUGAGCCUUCUCAUCCUGUCCUGGACCUGCAUACACACAAGCCCGUCAACGUGUGAUGGCGUCAACUGCCCAAGUUCUAUUGGUGUAAAAUAGAUCGACCCCAAUGAGACGCGAAUGCCUCAUUUAUCAGUCCACGUAAUGCACACAGUAGCGGCGUUUGCUGCUCUCCUGCUUGAGAAAGAGGUCUCAUGAUGCUUGCAUUGGACUAUUUUAGAGGUGAAAAAGAUAUCAAGUCGUUGUUUGGCCUUGCUUUCAUUGGCCUGUUUACUCAACAUCAGCCCCUUUACUUCGUGUGUUUGUGUAACUUCCGCUAUUCGACCACCAGCUAUUUGUUCUGUUGCAAGUUUGGCAUCACCCCAAGCACCAGUUGAAACACGUCGUCAAAUUCUGCACUAACGGCAAUGCCAUUGCAGAUGCCCUGAGAGAGCUCCGAUCACGGCGCUGAUAUCGAGAUGCAGAGCAUAUCGCAUAGCCGGCGCUUCUGUGGUGACCUUUCGAUUCGUCAAAGGGGUUAUUCGUAAGAAAUUUGCCUCAAUCAACCGAGCAUGGAAUUGCUUAACGGACGAUCCUACAACUUUUGAGAAGCUCAUGCAUGAGAAUAAGUCUAAUUGGGUUAAGUUUGCGGGCUUGUUUAACUAUGUUCAAAAAGGGUUUGAUGAGCAAGGGAGCAAAAGACUAACUAUAUCAUUCACUUCUAGUUAUAAACGAAGGCAGGAAACUCGAAAUUUACCGCCCAAUUUCUAUCAUGGCCACUGGCUCAAUACAAUAAGCCAUAGGACGCGACGUCUAUCAGCAUCUCUCAUCCAUAAAAGUCAAGGCCCCGAAUACCAGCAGCCUGUAGAAAGCUGUCACGAUUCCUCGGAAGGCCUCAAGGAUGAAGGAUAUCUUUGAUUGAAUUCCAUUGCGUUAGCUUGAGUUAAUGAUCAUUUGAAUACACGAAAAUUCUUAAUGUUGGGCCGCAACCACCCCAGUGGACUUCACUCUCACCGACUAACCGACAACCAGCUUUCAGUGUUACACGGCAUAGCUGAUGGUUAAUCAUCUGCUUCAUUCGCCAAGAUAAUAUAGUCGGAUGGGUCUUUUCUCCCUUGACAUGAUUUUCAGAGGAGUGCUCAGAAAGGGGCAGAAAACCAUUCCCACAAGAUGAUGCAUCAACCUUGGACGCAAUCAUCGCUUUUGUUUCUUACAUAUCUGAUCCAAACUCACUCGGAUUAGGAAGUCUCUCGUGAGAGAGGGUAUUUGCGCCGUAUUGAUAAGAUAGAAGUCUUAAGACAGAUCAUUGGGGGCGAUUAUCCACCUCAGGGGUAUAACUCUGCAUUAGCAACCACCAAGCAACCACCAAGGAUGCACGCAAUUAUAAUGUUGCACCUUGAAAGUUUACAUAUGUUUAACUAGGGGAUGAUAUUCAUAUUAAGAACAACAUCUUGUGUCCUCGCCAACUUUUCAAG
Molecule: messenger RNA, 1708 nt
Organism: Fusarium odoratissimum NRRL 54006
Lineage: Eukaryota; Fungi; Ascomycota; Sordariomycetes; Hypocreales; Nectriaceae
Exons: 2
Coding region: 849-1151 (100 amino acids)
Source: RefSeq, a predicted model, not a curated record